Penaeus chinensis is the source of this 3045-nucleotide messenger RNA. RefSeq lists its product as uncharacterized. The transcript is spliced from 9 exons. Bases 134 to 2206 code for a protein of 690 amino acids. The record is from RefSeq and is a predicted model, not a curated record. NCBI's taxonomy places the organism in Eukaryota, Metazoa, Arthropoda, Malacostraca, Decapoda, Penaeidae.
GACUUGGAAAUAUCCAGAAUAAAUGAGUUUCACAAUUACCGCUUCCACUCUAUGGUUAGGUCAUCCUGACCCUUAUUUCGUCCCUCAAACCGACUUCUGCCGGUGCUAAAAGCCUCUUCCUCAGGUGUGGGUGAUGGUUUUCGCCACUGACGUCCAUCUGGUUGCUGAGGCCGCGCUCACCUCCGGCGGCGCGCGUCAGGCUGCCGUCGAAGCGCUGCGUCAGUUCUUGAACGAGACCAUUCCCGGGGAUUGCCGCGACCUGCAAAUGGCUAUUGGAGAGGCAGCCGCGGUGUUAUACUCCAAUAAGUUUGCCCGUGACCACGGCAAGAUCAUUUUGAUCACGCAGCCUCCGGAGGACAGCGAUUCUACAAUGUCCUUCUUCUGUCGCGAGAUGAACGCCGUCGACCUCGGCUCGGCUCAGAGCGGCCGACAAGUGAUGUCGAUCCUGUACACCACAAACGGAAAAUUAAAUACCACCUGGUACGAUACAAUGGCGCUGAAUCCCCCGGGAGAGGUUCUGGCCGUGAGUGAAGACACAGAGUCCGUCGUCACACUGUCUAUGAAGAGGGAACUGCUAAAACACCUGCAGAAACUGGACAUGGCCUCUUCUAACGACGGACUCAUGCUGGAAGUCACCCUAGCCGAAGAGCCCGAAUGUGAAUAUCACUUCACUUUAAACAGCACCCUGACUUUCCCAGCCGAGGGUUUCCUUGUUAUUCACCAUGAAAGUGUUUCCUCUGUGAAGGUUUUCCUUAGCAAUACUGAGGGCAACCAAACCCUUUUGCUCGGCCAGCCGGAGCUCCUUGACACAGCUGAUCUGUUCCCGGUUUUGUUUACCAUUCCAGAUGAUUGGAGUUUCACAUUAGAGUCUACGGAGAUGGACUGCACGCCUCUGUCCCCCCAAGUGUUUGUGAAGAGAAAAUCGGGUUUUGCUGACGUGGUGGAUAUGGGCGCCCUCGCCAACCUAGCUGAGCCUGUGUCGGAUGAACCAAACUUGGCUUGGCAAGGUACAGUGAGUCACCCGUCUGCCUUGUCACGUUGGCCAGGACUAAGUGCGGCAGCGGCAGGGAGUCCGUUGAAGGAGGGCGCCGUGGUGGUGGACGUCCGGGUGUCCGCGCCUCUGCAGGACGUCGCACUCGGGGACACUUCUGACCCUGUGGUGAUAACGGCCAGGGUGACCAAGGACGGGAAGGCAGUCCUCGGCGCCGUCGUGGUCGCAACGGCGAGGGAGUGCAGCCUCGACGGCGAAGGUGGCGACGCCGACUGCGAGACCAAGAUCCCUCUGUUUGACAACGGCAGCGGAGCCCCUGACGCCACCGGAGGCGACGGCGUGUAUUCGGCGUACUGGCACUCCCCCAGGGUCGACGCCUUCCCCCUCGCCUUCGCCGCCGUCGUCACUGCCUCGGCGGGAGAGAACGCCACUGUGCUCGAGGCUCCUGUCCCCGAAUGCUGUCCAUCGACUCUGCCACGAGGUAACGUAACGUCGCUGGAGGGCUUCGAGGCGAGCCGCGCCGUGAGGGCAAGGGUGACGAGCGGUGGGCCGUUGCCCCCCGCGAGGGUGUCGGAUCUGACGGUGACUUGCUCUGCCUUGAACACCACAAGCGGCAAAGCCAGCGUCAGGUUCAUGUCACCCUUCAUAUCAAAUACCUCAGAACAGAGCUACGGUAUCUGGGUCUCUCCUAGUGCUGACGUCAACACGGCCGAAUAUCCUAACAUCCAGGAAUGGUGGCUUGGCUUACCCGGCGAUCCCAUCGAGCAGACCAUCUCACUGAAGUGUAGCUCCACGUUCUUCUUCCUCGUGGCGGGCAGGUCGGGCAGUCUCGUGGGAGAGGACUCCAACCUGGCGCGGGCCUUCUGUCCCUGCGCGCCGGCCAGCGGCUCGCCCGUCGUGGCAAUCGUCCUAGGCGUCCUCGGAGGCAUCGCGCUCGUGGCGGUGAUUGCGCUCUCAGUCUUCUACCGCGACAAAAUUUCGCAGGCUUUGCAAACACAUUGCAAAAAGAAGCCAAUUCGCGUUAACGUGCCAAAUCGCGUUGACGUACCAAAUCGCGUUGACGUACCAAAUCGCGUUGACGAGCCAAAUGAAGAUCCUAUUUACGCUGAUAUUGACGAGUUCGCCCUGAGCACUAUGCCAAACAGUCCGCCCAAAUCGUCUUCGCAGUCCGAGGCCGUCUACGCCAAUACGCAGUCUUUAGGGCAAAGGGAAUAGAGGGGAGAUGAAGGGACGGGCGAUUACACUGUAGCAUAUGUGUACGAUCACGCGUGUAUGUGAGGGCAAGCCAUUGAGAGCCACGCCAGGCCUCGUACCAGCAUAUUGCAGACGCUGAAGUUAAAUCUAAAGGUUUUAAUAUGAUGAAACUCUGCGGUUUGCUUCGUGGUUAAUAAUACUCACUAACAAGUUUUUAUAGAGACUGGCGAGUGCAAAGAUAUCGACGAUAAUGAAUGAAAAAACAAUGCUUUAUUUCUACGUCAGACCCCGAGCCUCCCUCCCUUCUUGGACGUCCUGAGUAUGUGUAUGUUCAUAGGAAGGUAUCUUUGUGUAUCCAUACGUGUAUGUGUAUUCCUUGUCUUUCUGUGGAUUUGUAUCCGUCCGCCAGCGUCUGUGUAUUUUUCUUCGCCUCAGUUAAGUGGUCGGCCGCUUUUUCAUGUUGUUUCAAUAGAGCCUAACCUCUGCAGGUCCUACCUCUAGGUUCAGUUACUUCACGUCCCUCUCCAAACCAUCUCUUUAAAUCUGUCUCCCUCUCGAUCUCCUCUCAUCCAAACGUCUGUUUAAUGCCUCCUUCACCGUCCAUUCAUGUGGCCGUACCUUGGGCAACCUCUCUCGCCUUUUUCCAUGGUCGACGCCGCCCCGCUCUCAUGUCCAAGGUCUGUAUCAGUAUAUACGUAACGAGACUCAGCCUGCGCUCGUCUGCUCUCUCGAGGAUACGCCCGCCAGCCACCAGCACUCUUAUCUCCGCUCUCUCCAGCUGCUUCUCACUCCACGUUACCAUGCGUAUGAUCUUACAAUGUUUCAUGUGGAUAUGUAUAUGCAUACAUAUAUAUAUAUGU